AUGUUAUCAUCGCCAAUUGUUCAGAUGACAGAUUUUUGUUUAACAUUAUAAAUAUUGCAUCUUGACUCUUUCAUGCAAUAUAUAGAACCAAUGUUGAUUUACUUAAGCAUUAGAUUUUAAUUAUGUUUAUUGUUAUGUAUCUUGAAGGAUGUUGUUAUUCUUGUUAAUGUUUUGAUUUUUGCAUCUCUGUUAGAAGUUACUCAAGAUUUUCGGAGAAGUUGA
Messenger RNA from Paramecium octaurelia, 222 nucleotides. The record is from the annotation of a GenBank genome assembly. NCBI's taxonomy places the organism in Eukaryota, Ciliophora, Oligohymenophorea, Peniculida, Parameciidae.